CUUUAUAAAGAAGCUAUUGAGGCAUGCAUAGCUCACACAGUCCUUUUGCCACCCACUGAGAGCUGCUGCUGUCAUUGCCUUUCUCCUGAGGGACACUGCCUCACAAAGCCAAUAUAAUGUGCAACCGGUUUGUGGGAACCUGGAAACUUGUCUCCAGUGAAAAAUUUGAUGAUUAUAUGAAAGAAUUGGGAGUGGGCUUAGCCACCAGGAAACUAGGUGGCCUGGCCAAGCCCAAUGUGAUCAUCAGAAUGAAAGGGGAUGUGAUAACCAUCAGAACUGAAAGCACCUUCAAAAACACAGAGGUCUCCUUCAAAUUGGGCCAAGUGUUUGACGAAACCACAGCAGAUGACAGGAAAACCAAGAGUAUCGUAACCUUAGAAAAAGGGUCAUUGGUUCAAGUGCAGAAGUGGAAUGGCAAAGAGACCACAAUAAGGAGAAAAUUGGUGGAUGGGAAAAUGGUGGUGGAAUGUGAUAUGAAAGGUGUUGUCUGCACUCGAAUCUAUGAGAGAGUGUGAGGAAAUUCCAUCUCUACUGGACUAGAAUUGGCUUUGGAAACCCAGCUUAGUUCAAUGAGCAAAGCCCUAUCUAUUAUGCACCUUUUUUUCUUAUUUCCUUUAUCAGGAAAACAACUAAAUUAUCAAAUGAUAUUUCAGAGCUGUAGUGUAACUAAUCCAAAGUAUUGUGGUGAUUAAAUAAAAGCUUCCCGACAUGUGAAA
Molecule: messenger RNA, 716 nt
Organism: Chrysemys picta bellii (western painted turtle)
Lineage: Eukaryota; Metazoa; Chordata; Testudines; Emydidae
Product: myelin P2 protein
Biological process (GO): fatty acid transport
Cellular component (GO): nucleus; cytosol
Molecular function (GO): fatty acid binding
Source: RefSeq, a predicted model, not a curated record